Molecule: messenger RNA, 3066 nt
Organism: Chelonia mydas (Green sea turtle)
Lineage: Eukaryota; Metazoa; Chordata; Testudines; Cheloniidae
Gene: RAMP3
Product: receptor activity modifying protein 3
Exons: 6
Coding region: 901-1347 (148 amino acids)
Biological process (GO): G protein-coupled receptor signaling pathway; cellular response to hormone stimulus; receptor internalization
Cellular component (GO): signaling receptor complex; cell surface; membrane
Molecular function (GO): coreceptor activity
Source: RefSeq, a predicted model, not a curated record
AGACACAAAGGCACGCUGCAGAUGAUCACCCAAGGAGCCACACAAAGAGAGCGAGGGGCUCAGAUAACACGCGGAGAGACAAGCGCGCACACACACACAACCCUAGCUCCCUGCUGGUCAGUUUCACUCUCGCCCCAGACAGCUGUGCAGGCAAACGCCUCCGUGGUGGGCCUCCCCCUUUCUCCUCCUUCUCAGAAACCUCCAGCUGCGCGAAACUUCCCAUCGGCUGCCCUGGAGGAUCCCAGAAUAGCCACAACGACAUCCUCCUCCUCCUUCCUCCCAGUCCAAAGGCGAGCCGGAGAAAGGGGGAGGACGAAACAAGGCGGGGGAGCGGGGGUGGGCAAAAAUGGGAAAUGGAAGUUGGAGUUGAUUGGUGCUGCUGAGAGGCUGAUGAUCGCAUCUCAGGGUAGGGAGAGGGAGGAGGAGCGGAGCUGGGGGAAAGCUUGCGGGCGCCCACCCACCCCCAGUUGCUGCUGCUGCUUAUGCUUUGAUGCAAAGGAAUGAAGAGGGGUUUCCUGACAGGAAAGCGUGUGGUUGAUCCGAGGUGUGUGUUUGCUGGUGGCUGCAGACCUGCCGCCCUCUUUCCUCCCCAUGCGGGCGCUUUCCCCCCUAGGCUCUGAGUCCUGGUCGCUCCUACUGCGGGAUGGAGACGCAUGCUUUCUGGCUAGUGCAACUUUUCCUUUUUGCGCUCUGCGAUGGGGAACAGAGAAGCUAAGUGACUUGCCCAAUGUCACACAUGGAGUCAGUGGUGGAGCAGGGAUUUGAGUGAACAGCGAUUUAACAGUCCAGUAGCAUAUUUUACAAGAGUAAUUGUUCUGGCAUCCUUUUCCAAACAUUUCCCCCUCCAUCCUGUAAAGAUGGUUGCUUAUUAGUAGUGCUGUGUCCAUAGUUAAUGGUCUAAUGACACUUGGAUUAACAGGUGCACGUCAAAAAGUGAUCGUCUGCAAUGAAUCGCUCAUGUUAGAAAAGUUGCCCAGAUGCGGAAAAUCCUUUGAAGAGAUGAUGAAGAAAGUGGACUCUAAAAAAUGGUGCAACCUAACGGAAUUUAUCACGUAUUACGACAACUUCAGCCUCUGCACAGAACGGGAAGCCAGCGCCGCGAGAUGCUUUUGGCCAAACCGACUCGCACAGGGCUUCAUCAUUGGAAUUCAUAAACAGUUCUUUUCAAACUGCACAUCAGAAAAAGUCCCCUGGGAAGAUCCACCGGAUGAAAUUCUCAUAACUCUGAUCUUAAUCCCAGUAUUGCUGAUGGUUGCCAUGACAUCUCUAGUGGUGUGGUGCAGUAAGAGAAGUGACAUUCUAGUAAUGUGGAAGCUUAUGUUGUUAACAGCAAGGCAGUUUGAAUGAUGCUUGGAAUUGACAGAGGGCAGAGAAAUGGAAACGGAUUCCAUUCAACAAGUCUAUAUUCAUCAUAUUCCUCUGUAAUGAAAUAUUUAGAUACAGAAUGCUCCAAAUAAAAUAACUUUAGUCCCUAUUGUAAACUUUUCUUGUCUGUCACAUGAAGUGUCCUGCCAGCCAAAUAUUUCAUUUGUACAAGUGUUCAAGAUCUUUUGUUCAUGAAUAUACAUUUUCAUACCUCACACACUUAAAUAAAGUACAGCUAGCUGUGUCUUCCACAUGUAUUAGUUAGAUAGUCUUCUUUAAGAUUUUGAUCUAAUGGUUGGGAUGCGGGUCCAUGUGAACAAAGUGUUGCUGGGUCUCAACACAGAAGUGCUCCCUAUAUGAAAAUUGCAUAUAUGUGGAAAGUUACAGUAUCUAUAGCUAUAUAUCUUGGUUUUCACAUUCUUUCCCAGUAUUUUAACAUAAUGCAGAUAUGUUUGCAUUCCUACUGGAUUACUUAUAUUGGUAGGAAUGACUGGUUAGGUCAGAUAUUUCCUAUGUAUAUUGUAAUAGAUGCUGAUUCAUUCUCUUCUUUGAUGCUAAGAAGUUAAUAUUUGUAAAAUGUUUGAAGAAGAAAAGUGAUAUGCGUUAAACAUUUAUUAUAUUUAACAUAAAGGUAAGAAACAGCUAUUAAGGAGCCUGGUAUGUUAUUGUCAUUGUGCAUAACCUAGACUGGCCUUGGAAACUACAUGAUGGUGAAAGUAUGUUGUGUUUGGAUUACGCCUCCCCAGAGGAGAACUAUUAUGCUUUUAAACCAAAAAUUAUCUUUAAAUGAACUGGUUUCCAGAUUCCAUUUGAUUAUCUUCAUUUGUUUUGUUUCACAUUUUCCCCAUAGUUUAGGGCUAAAACUUUCAAAAAAGUGACCAAGUCCCUUAGGCAUUUUUGAAAAUUAUGCCCUAGAUUAUAUCAUUUGAAAUGAAACGGAAUUGGUACCAUCCUAUCAGAGAGGUAGGAAAAGAGUAUGAAAAAAAAUGACAGAUUUUUGCUUCUCAGCUAAUAAUGCUCAAAAAAGACAAUUUUGCAGACACAGAAAUAUCAAUUUGCCCUGGAUGUGAAACCUGAUAUAAUCCUGCUCAAGAUCUCUUGCAAACAGAUUAGGACCUUCCACUAUUGUUGACAAUGAAGUGAGGGCAUCUAAAGAAACAAGUGGGAAAUGCCAUUGGCAGUCAGUCCAUCCAAGGCAAGACUGCCAAGAGCCUGCUGAAGCACUUCUAGCCCCCAGAGAAGCAGAGAGCAGGCUGUCCAGCCUCUAGCAACUCCAUUAUAUUAAUAAGAAGCAACUGAGAUACGUAAAUCUUUUGACUUCUCUUACAUUAAGUUGGGGAGGGAGAAUGUGGGCCAUGGUUAGUGAAGGAAACAGUCAGGAUGCCUGAGUUCUCACCCUGACUCUACAAGUGAUUUGGGACAAGUCAUUAAAAAAAAAAAAAUCUCUCUUCCACUUCUGUUUAGAGCUUCCUGGGUCCUGUGCCAAGCAACCCUUUUCUGGGUCCAAGGCUAUUUUUGAUAGUUGCAAAUUAAUUUUAUAUUACAACAGAAUCUCAGAGGAAAAUGGACAGACUAAAAUACCCAAACUCACAGUCCAAAAAUCCUGUUUAGAAUUGGAGUAGAGUUCACACAGGGGAACACACCGAGAAGAAAAAUCAGAAGACAGCGCUAAUACCAGAGGAGGAAUAGCAUCCUUACUAA